UACAUUCCAAAGAUGGUUCAAAACGUGUACGUUUUUUUCAUAACUAAAAUUUGGAGUUGUUCACCAUCUUCCACAAACCCCUCUCUUUCUCAAUGCCUCUCCUCUUCUUCUCACGUCGUUUUCUCAUCUUCUCCACCGUCAUCCCCUUCCUAAUAUCCAUCGCUCUCUACCAACUCGACACCUUCGACCCAUCUCAUCUUCCCGCCGAUGCACUCCUCUACUCUACUACUUCCAUUCCUCCGCUUAUUAACAACCAACUUCUCACCGGCGCUGAGUUUAUCGGCGUCGGUCUUCUCAACAAGCCCGAGGAUAUCGCCUACGACAUAGACUCAGGUCUUAUCUAUACUGGCUGUGUAGAUGGAUGGGUGAAACGAGUUAAGGUUAUGGAGUCAGUUAAUGACUCUGUGGUAGAGGAUUGGGUCAAUACUGGCGGUAGACCACUUGGUCUAGCUUUUGGACUACAUGGAGAAGUCAUUGUAGCUGACGCAUACAAGGGGCUGUUGAAUAUAAGUGAUGACGGUAAGAAGACGGAGUUGUUGACGGAUGAAGCGGAAGGAGUGAGAUUUAAUCUCACCGAUGCAGUGGCCGUUGUAGAUAACGGCGUUUUGUAUUUCACGGAUGCUUCUUACAAGUACGAUUAUAGUCAAUCCAGCUUUGACUUUUUGGAAGGCAAACCGCAUGGUCGGCUCAUGAGCUUUGAUCCCACGACACGAACAACACGUGUUCUUUUAAAAGAUCUUUAUUUCGCUAAUGGUGUCUCUAUGUCUCCCGACCAAACACAUCUGGUCUUCUGCGAAACUCCCAUAAGAAGAUGUAGCAAGUAUUACAUAAAAGAGGAGCGUGUGGAGGUAUUUAUUCAAAGCUUACCCGGUUAUCCUGAUAACAUCCGGUACGAUGGAGAUGGACAUUACUGGAUUGCAAUGCCUACGGGAGUUACAACGUUGUUGAAGCUCUCAAUGAAGUAUCCAGUUUGGAGGAAAGUCACAGCCAUGGCGGCUAAGUGGGGCUUCAAUCUUAUGUUUGCGGAGGAUGCUGGCGUUCUACAGGUGGAUUUGGAAGGGAAGCCCAUUGCAUUAUACCAUGAUCGUAAAAUUACUCACUUAACUACUGGAAUCAAGAUUGGGGAAUAUCUAUAUUGUGGGAGUCUAUUGCAUUCACGCAUACUCCGACUACAUUUCCUGAAGUAUCCUGCACACAAGAGUCUUUGAAACAUCAAGUUUUUCAGUUCAAAACAAAAAAAAAAUCAACUUGUUAUACAUCAUUUUAGCUGAUAAGAGCAGCAGCAUCAAUGAACCCCACCAGGGGUUCAUGAUUUCAAUAUUUUAAUUUUUUUUUUUUUUUCGUUUUGACUUUUUCCUUAAAAAAAUAAAAAAAAAAAAUAGAAAAGGGACUAAUAGCGGGCCGCCACGUGGCGUGGGGCCCAUAAAAACAGGUAUGAAUCGGUUCAGCAGAGUGAUCCCUCACGAGCUGGAGUUCAUCAAGAUGUAUUAUUAUAAUAUUUUUUUUAUUUGGGGAAGUGUGUGAACCUUGGGAUGAACUCUUGAUGCUGAUGCUCUAACAAUGAAAUAAUGGUUGUGAAUACUUG
Molecule: messenger RNA, 1585 nt
Organism: Eruca vesicaria subsp. sativa (arugula)
Lineage: Eukaryota; Viridiplantae; Streptophyta; Magnoliopsida; Brassicales; Brassicaceae
Source: the annotation of a GenBank genome assembly